Molecule: messenger RNA, 2860 nt
Organism: Myxocyprinus asiaticus (Chinese sucker)
Lineage: Eukaryota; Metazoa; Chordata; Actinopteri; Cypriniformes; Catostomidae
Product: dual specificity protein phosphatase 14
Exons: 2
Coding region: 457-966 (169 amino acids)
Biological process (GO): protein dephosphorylation
Cellular component (GO): cytoplasm
Molecular function (GO): MAP kinase tyrosine/serine/threonine phosphatase activity
Source: RefSeq, a predicted model, not a curated record
AAGCAUUUGGGUUUUGACCGAUAUGAUGGUGAGUAAAUGAUGACAAAUGAUUUUUUGCGAAUCUGUCCCUUUAAACUGAACAUCUGCAGUACCGCUAUAUGCCCACUGGGGGCGCCUGCAGCUACUGAAGACCGUGAAUGUUACCGGACAAGUAGCAAAUAAUGGCGAAGAUCGCGUUUGUAAUGUAAGAAGUAAUAUUAUUAUAUUUCUGUGGAAGAAAUACCAUCUAACUGCCUUAAAAUACUAGAAAACCUAUAUUCUAAACCUGCGUUGUAUCUUUGUUUACCAGUGACCUUGCUGUCUCCCUGACUGCUUCUGUUCUAUUUAUAAUGCUACUUAACAGCAAAGUCGAGCUACAUUUCUUUACCUCUAAAAGACAGAAAUAUUGUGAUUAAUCCAGAAAGCCAAAGGAAUGGAUGCGUGCUAUCACAGGUCUCCCAGCUCUAAGUCUCUGCUAUGAUCUCCCAGAUAACUCCUUCUCUAUACCUGAGUGGAGUGGAGGCCCUGAACCAAUCAGCGUUGGCCCGCAGAGGCAUCACUUUGAUUGUGAAUGCUUGUUCUGAGUAUCCCUGCCCAGAGUACCAUGGGGUGGAAUGCAUCUCCGUCCCUGUAGAGGACCGACCUCAUGCCCCUCUGGACCUGCACUUUGAUAGCGUCGCUGAGAGGAUCCACCAGAACCACACUGGAAGCUCACUGGUGUACUGCUCGGCAGGUAGAAGCAGGUCACCAUCUCUGAUCAUGGCAUACCUCAUGAGGUUUGAGGGAGUCUCGCUGCUUCAGGCUCAUCAGCGGGUUCUCUGUGCACGGCCCUUCAUCCGCCCGAACGCAGGCUUCUGGAGGCAGUUGCUUCAGUACGAGAGGAAACUGACCAACACCAAUAGCAUCAGGAUGGUGGCCACCUCACAAGGGGUCCUACCAGAGGCCACCCAGGUCACACAGAACUCUUCAUUCUGCCUAAAUGUAUAAGUGAAGACUCACUUUGAACAGAUAUUGGCUGCAAAAACUAAGGCUGCUGCCUUACUGCCCAUUCAGCGCAUUCGAACAGUUCUUUCACACUUUCAGAAAUCAGAAUUUAUGCAUUUUUUUUAAACGUUUGUAUUAAUAUAUAUUUGUCAAAGAAUAAUCUUUAAUAUUCCCACCCCGGCCCACACUUGGCCACAGCACUGUUUUUUAAUUAUUUAUUGUAAAUUAUAACAUUAUGCUUUGUGGGGCCUGACUACCACACCUGGAGUCGCAAGUUCGAAUCCAGGGCAUGCUGAGUGACUCCAGUCAGGCUUCCUAAGCAACCAAUUGGCCAAGUUGCUAGGGUGGGUAGAGUCAUGUUGGGUUAACCUCCUCAUGGUUGCUAUAAUGUGGUUCUCUUUCUCGGUGGGCCGCGUGGUGAGUUGUGCGUGGUUGCCGCGGAGAAUAGCGUGAAGCCUACACAUGCACUAGGUCUCCGCGGUAACGCGCUCAAAAAGCCACGUGAUAAAAUGCGCGGAUUGAUGGUCUCAGACGUGGAGGCAACUGAGAUUCGUCCUCUGCCACCUGGAUUGAGUCACUAUGCCACCACGAAGACCUAGAGGGAAUUGGGCAUGCCAAAUUGAGGAGAAAAGGGGAGAAAAUAAAAAAACAAAAACAAAACAAAAACAUUAUGCUUUGUGUUACAGUACUGUGGAAAAGUCUUAUGCAUAUAAGAUGUUUCACAAAAACAUUUGUCUUAAGAUGGAUAUUUAUAUCUUCAGCUUUAGUGUGUCAAUAGGAAAUAUUGAUACAGAUGUCAUGGCCCCCACAGUGCCCCCCACUGAACAUCGAGUCAGUCUGGGAUUACAUAAAGAGACAGAAGCAAUUGAGACAGCCUAAAUAGAUAGAAGAACUGUGGUGAAUUCUCCAAGAAGCUUGAAACAUCCUAUCUGCCAACAACCAAGAAAAACUGUGUCCAGGUGUACCUAGUAGAAUUGGUGCUGUUUUAAAGGCAAAGGUGGUCACACCAAAUAUUGAUUUAGCUUUUUUAUGUUUACUGGACUUUGUAUGACGUUAAUUAAUAAAUUAAAACUAUUUAUAGCAUUAUUUUUUGAGGACAUCCUCACUAUGCAAUAUUUUGCACAAGUGCCUAAAACUUUUGCACAGUACUGUAUAUUACCCUGGAACUGAAUAAAUAAUGAAAAAGCUAGUUACCACAGCUACGAUGGGGUUCCUAUUGAAUCCUCGUUUUAUGCUGAAAAUAGCACGUUAUGAUUCCAGCUCUGAAUAUCCUCCAGUCAUGAUCACACACAGGCGAUGUCCAGGAAGAUUCAUCCACCAGAAGAGCAGUGCUGAAACACGACUGACGUAAAGUGUUCUUCUGCACAAGGACUAAAAACAGUUCAAGAAACAAAAAACUGAAAACGUACAAAGUGCGUUCCGCAAACCGGAACAAAGUGAUUUUCAGUUGUUCUGGCAUUAUUUUUAAAUGCUGGUAACCAGUUAUAACCGGUUAAUUUUGUUCUGAUCAUUUUUUAAUGAAACUAAAGGCCAAAGGUUUAUCACAGUACAUUUUUAGAACAACACCAGUUCAUGUUGCCCGAAAAAAUGAAACUUGUUUUGAUCCUGAAGGAAACUGCUGCAUCACAGAUUUCUAUACCUAAUUGCCCGUUUUUGAUGUUGCAUUCUCUAAAUGAAGACCUUUUUAACAACUAUGUAUAAUAUAUACAGUACAUGCACAUCUAAUCCAGGUACAAUGAAAAUAUUAUUAGCGGUUAAAAGUACAUUUCUCAGGUGUUUCCAAGUCUUCACUGAAUUCACUGAAUUAUUGUUAGAUAUGAUUCAUUAAUACAGAUUUGAUGAUGCCGGGUUUUGACUCAGAAGCAGAUCUGUAAAUAAAAUUAUACUUAACUGUUAA